AAGGGUCAGAGUCAUAUGCCCCGGUGUUAGCCCAGUGCCAUUUAAUACCCCCAGCCUUAUUCCCCUGGGCAGCAGCACUCACAGGGACUACAGAGCCCCAGUUACACAGCAGACAUGACGUCCUGGUUCCGAUUUCUCCUGUUGGUUCUGUGCGCCACUGGUACCGCCGGGCAGUGCCCCCACCUGUGCGUAUGUACCGCCAUUGAGCGGAAGGGGCUGACAGUUAACUGCAGCUUUAGCGGACUGGGCGCGGUGCCCCAGCUGCCCCAUAACACCAUCCGGCUGUACCUGCAGAACAACAGUCUGACAUCGGUUGGUGCCGGGACACUGGAUCACCUGCUAAACCUGCAGGAGGUGGACGUUUCCCACAACCCCUGGCGCUGCGACUGCGGCAUCUGGUACCUGAGGGUCUGGCUGGAUUCCCAGACGCUGGUGAGGAAUAAGCCCCACGUACAGUGCUGGGGGCCAUCGUCCCUCUCCCUCACCCCCCUACAGCGUCUCUCCGGCAACGAGAUCCCCGGCUGCAGAACAUUGUGGCCAAUCAGGUGCCACCAGUUCUUCGUGCGGGAUCUCUUCCUUAUUGCCCCUUCCCUGCUCAUCCUCCUCAUCUUGACUGGUUUCCUCAUCAUCGCCAAACGCCUCGCCUGCAGGGUCGCCAUUAACUCUUCCCGGACCUUCCGCCGCUUAACAAGUACCAAGAGCCUCCUCAAGUCAAAGUAGCACCGAGUACAACUGGACCCCCCCCCAAAGCUGCCCAAUUAGCCAAAUAUAUAUGGUUUUUAUAUGGUUAAAUGGUAGAGAGUGAUAUUC
This is a messenger RNA of Xenopus tropicalis (tropical clawed frog), 810 nucleotides long. RefSeq names its product platelet glycoprotein IX-like. The transcript is spliced from 2 exons. The coding region runs from base 115 to 720 and encodes 201 amino acids. NCBI's taxonomy places the organism in Eukaryota, Metazoa, Chordata, Amphibia, Anura, Pipidae. Gene Ontology annotation, cellular component: membrane. The record is from RefSeq and is a predicted model, not a curated record.